AUUGUCCAGUUAACGCCAUGUUUGCAUAUGUUGCCACAUACACAUUUUGGACUGAAAAACCAGGAAACCAGAUAUCGAAUGCGUUAUCUUGAUCUGAUAGUGAAUCCGGAUGUUAAAAACAAAUUUGUGGUACGAUCGCGGAUGAUCAGUUUUGUCAGGCGCUAUUUUGACAACUUGGGAUUCUUGGAGGUCGAGACUCCAAUGAUGAAUCGUAUUGCUGGUGGAGCAACAGCGAAACCGUUUAUCACGCAUCACAACGAUCUCAACAUGGACCUGUUUUUGCGAGUAGCGCCCGAAUUAUACCAUAAGAUGCUCGUUGUGGGCGGAAUUGAUCGUGUUUACGAAAUUGGACGUGUGUUCCGUAAUGAGAGUAUCGAUCAAACGCACAAUCCCGAAUUCACGUCCUGCGAAUUCUAUAUGGCCUACGCGGAUUAUGAAGACUUGAUGAAAAUCACUGAAGACCUGCUAUCCAGUAUUUAG
Molecule: messenger RNA, 480 nt
Organism: Gongylonema pulchrum
Lineage: Eukaryota; Metazoa; Nematoda; Chromadorea; Rhabditida; Gongylonematidae
Source: the annotation of a GenBank genome assembly